AUGGACUCCAUCGCGCGCGCCGACGACGGACCGACGCGUCGACGUCGCGACGCGCCGUCGACGGACGCGACGGAAGAUUACAUGACGCGCGCGCGGCGUCUCCAGAGCGCGGGCGUGGACGAGCGCGGGCUCGAGGUCCUGCGAGGGGUGUACGAGCUCGAGCGACGCCCAGACGCGGCGACGCGGCGACGGUUGGCGCGGCAGAUCGGGGCGAGGGAAGAGGCGGUGAACGCGUGGUUUCGAAGUCGGCGGGCGGAGGGGAAGCGGCGGCGGGCGCGACGGGCGUUGUGCGUCGUCGCGCUCUUGGUGCUCGCGGCUGGGGGGGUGUUUUUGGCGAUACACGUGGCGAGGCAGACGGCGUUUGCGCGUCGACGGAUGCAGACGCUUGGACGGCGGUAUAAGUGGCUCACGAGGAGUGGGUUGCCGAGACCGUACGCGAGCGGGAGAAAUCGAGCCGUGGCGCGGAAACCGUUGACGUACGAACGGGAGCGCGUGAUCAACGCCGCGGGGAAGGAGGAGGUGCGACAGGUUAUUUAUACCAAGGAUAAUCCAAAGGCGUCGCCGAUCACGCGGACGACCGAGGAGACGCCGAGACAAAAACUGGAACGGUUGCGUUACGACGCCGCCAAGCGGAGCAACAAGGGGAGGAUCAAGGCGCAGCCGCAACCGAAUCGCGUGCGUCAGUCGAACACGUAG
Ostreococcus tauri is the source of this 696-nucleotide messenger RNA. Its product is annotated as Homeobox domain. Bases 1 to 696 code for a protein of 231 amino acids. NCBI's taxonomy places the organism in Eukaryota, Viridiplantae, Chlorophyta, Mamiellophyceae, Mamiellales, Bathycoccaceae. The record is from RefSeq and is a predicted model, not a curated record. The transcript has a single exon. Gene Ontology annotation, molecular function: DNA binding.